Messenger RNA from Catharus ustulatus (Swainson's thrush), 2867 nucleotides. RefSeq names its product cyclin dependent kinase 3 (gene CDK3). The record is from RefSeq and is a predicted model, not a curated record. NCBI's taxonomy places the organism in Eukaryota, Metazoa, Chordata, Aves, Passeriformes, Turdidae. Gene Ontology annotation, biological process: regulation of G2/M transition of mitotic cell cycle; G1/S transition of mitotic cell cycle; signal transduction. The coding region runs from base 1224 to 2153 and encodes 309 amino acids. The transcript is spliced from 7 exons. Gene Ontology annotation, molecular function: cyclin binding; cyclin-dependent protein serine/threonine kinase activity; ATP binding. Gene Ontology annotation, cellular component: cytoplasm; nucleus; cyclin-dependent protein kinase holoenzyme complex.
CCUAAAUAAAGAUGACAAAAGAAGGUAGUCUGUCUUUUACUGAUUAAAUCCCUCUUUCUUGCCAAGUCAAAUACAUUAGGCCCUGCACAAACCCUAUGGAUGAUGUAAGGAAAUUCAGUUUUCCUCCUAAGUACUGGCUGUGUAUGGAAGUGAUUGGCUUUAAAAAAAGGAGAUGAAGUUACAUCAGAGCCACUCUGGUUGAAGAACAUGGUGCCAGGCCUACACUGCUGUAUUAAAGCAUUGACAAAAGGACAGAACAUUGCUAAUGUCAGAUAAGAAUCAAAUGUUUGUGCAAGGGAGAGAAGACUCCUGUACUGUAGAAAGCCCCAAAUCUGGAGUGAGCCAUGCCUGUAGUUUGCAGGGGAGUGCAGCUAUCCAGCCUUUUCUGCUUACACUCAAAGAUUUUGAGCUGCUGGCUCAGCAAUGGGUUAAAUCAGCCCUCUUUUUGGUCGCCUAAAAUUUGGGGUCUUCCCACGUCCAUGCCCACCCAGAGACAUGGAGCCCCCAAGUCCUCCAGAUGAAAUUCCCUUUGCCUCUGCCUUUCCUGAUGCCACAAUACAUAAGAUUAUUUUAAUCUUGUCUUCUGUCAGCUAUCAAGUCAAUGAUUAAUUCCCUCUCAAGGACAUCUCCCGAAAGGCUGACCAAACAGCACAACCCAUGUUGGGGAGGUUCAAGGGACAAUUGUGCAAGACAAAAUAAAAGGAGAAAAAAAAAAGAAAAGAAAAAAAGAUUUCUGCUGAGUGUUUGCCCUCAGCAUGUCCCAGGGAGCCAUAAUUAUGAACCCAAUUACUCCACCAAGGCCCAGCACUGUGCAGAUGGAGCAGGAGAACUUCCCCUGGCCCUGUGCAGUUCAUGCUGCUCUUCCCUAGGCCCCAAAGUGCCUCUUUACAUCAAAUUUCCUCCAUUUCUGGCUGUAGCCAGCACACUGCACAACCCGGGCAACAGAACAACCCCCCUGGGUGGCUCCUGUGUGGCUCUGUCCACCUGAAGCUCCCUGGCCCAGCAGGCCACCCUGGCCACCCACAGCUGCCCCAGGCAGGUCCCCGAGGGUCCCUCGGGCUGAGGGAGAGCAAGGUGGGAGCCAGACCCCGGCAGCCCCUCAGGGAACACCUGCAGGGCUCCAACACUUUCCCCACAUUCACCUUUUGCUUUCCCGCCUUUUUGCUCCCCUCAGAGCCUGGUGCCAGCCGCCCCCACUGGUGUCACCAGGCCGAGGCGGCCCCAUGGAGGCCAUCCAGGCGUCGUUCCAGAAGGUGGAGAAGAUUGGGGAGGGCACCUAUGGCGUGGUGUACAAGGCUCGCAACAAGCGCACGGGGCAGCUGGUGGCCCUCAAGAAGAUCCGCCUGGAUGCGGAGUCAGAGGGUGUCCCCAGCACUGCAAUCCGAGAAAUCUCACUGCUGAAGGAGCUGAAGCAUCCUAACAUAGUCAGGCUCCUGGAUGUCAUACACAGCCAGAAGAAGCUCUAUAUGGUGUUUGAGUAUCUGAAUCAGGACCUGAAGAAGUACAUGGACUCAUGCCAAACUGGAGAGCUUCCUUUAAGCUUGGUCAAGAACUACCUUUUCCAGCUGCUGCAGGGUGUGAGCUUCUGCCACUCACACAGAGUCAUCCACAGGGACUUGAAGCCACAGAACUUGCUCAUUAAUGAAGCAGGAGCAAUCAAGCUGGCUGACUUUGGACUGGCAAGAGCUUUCGGGGUCCCCCUACGCACAUACACUCAUGAGGUGGUGACUCUGUGGUACCGAGCCCCUGAGAUACUGCUGGGAUGCAGAUACUACUCAACCCCUGUGGAUAUCUGGAGCAUUGGCUGCAUCUUUGCAGAAAUGAUGACCAGGAAGGCCCUGUUUCCAGGGGACUCUGAGAUCGAUCAGCUCUUCCAGAUCUUUCGCACCCUGGGCACUCCCACCGAGGUGACCUGGCCUGGUGUGACCCAGCUCCCUGACUACAAGGGCAGCUUCCCCCGGUGGCCAAGGAAGGAGAUGAAGGACAUUGUUCCAAACUUAGAUCGGGAUGGCAGAGACUUACUGACGCAAUUGCUCCUGUAUGAUCCCAGCAAGCGCAUCUCAGCCAAAGCAGCCCUCAACCACCAAUACUUCCUCUGCAGGAACUCUGGGACCCCUGAGCAGAGACCUGUGCUGAGGAGAGACUGCAGAUGAGAGGACACAGCUCUCCCCAAGCUCUUGCACCUCCAGUUAGCACUGCAGAUGUGGUCUGGGGCAUUUAGCAGGGGCCUGGCUGGAACCCAGGGUCUUGCUUCUCCUGAGGAGCCUGGAAGGGGACAUUCUUGGCAUUUAGAAACUUUCAGUCUGUUGCUGGGGGAAGGUUUGGGAGAGCUGUUUUGAAGAGGUCAUGUGCAAUUUUCAUCACAAACCACUGAAAUGUAGAGAAGAAAGCACCUCUCUGAGGUUUGUCCUUGCACUAGUGAUCUGAGGUGACACACGUUGAUUUCUGUCUUCAGUUGGUGGCAGUUGCUGGCACCAGGGAAGGGGGGCACUUCUCUACUCAGCCCUUUGCUGCUCUUAUCAGCCAGGCUUCUUAGCACUAGAUAAGCUGUUUAGUCUGGGCUGUUUAACAGAGCUGACAUCCUUCUCUUUCACAAGCUGAAGAGCACUAUCAGUUGUCUUAGUUUGCGCCUUAGCUGGGACCAAGAAGCCAAAAGAUCCAAUUAGCAUAAAGCAGAUCCAGUUAGGAUAAAGCCCUUGCUGCAUAUGACUGAAAACAGGAAGCAGCUAAACCACACUCCAUCUUCAUUCCAGAUGUAAUGCUGUUCCCUUUGCUUUACUGUCUUGGAAAUGUUUUUGCUGUUCAAACGUUUGGGGGAUUGUCUCUGACUCUUGGCGUGGUGUUGACAUCUUGAUUUUUCUUCAGUA